Cladocopium goreaui is the source of this 1293-nucleotide messenger RNA. NCBI's taxonomy places the organism in Eukaryota, Dinophyceae, Suessiales, Symbiodiniaceae. The record is from the annotation of a GenBank genome assembly.
AUGGCAGCUAUGAGUCUGGAAGAGCAUCACCAGUGGCUGCUGUCCACCGGCCACUUCUCCGACCUCACCCUGCACGCGCGCGGCGCAGCGGGGUGCCGCAAGAAGUGGCGCUUGCACCGCAGCGUGGUGGUGCGAUCGCCGUACUUCCAACGGAUGUUGACGGGUGACUGGGAUGAAGCCAAAAAGCAGGAGAUCGACCUAGAGUGUCUAGAAGUUCCAGGCCUCACUGUGGACGGCCUCAACGCAGCCUUGCACUACCUCUAUGCCAAGAAGCUGGAGAUGCUUAGUAUGGAGGCUUUCGCCGAGGCCUUGGUUGCCUUGAAGUUUCUUCUAUUGGAUGACGCGGUGACAGAGUUGCUAAAGAGCUUGGACGUGACCUUACCGUGCAAAGAUUGGCAAAGCCUCACGGCCUCGGCUGCGCUCCACCGGGAGACCAUGCCGGGUCUGUGGAAGGUGGUGCUGGAGGCACUGUGCCGCGAUCCCAUUUGGGUCUUGGACCACGUUGCCGAAGUCCACCCGGAUCUCUUGAUUGCGUUGGUGAACCACUCGAGCCUGAGGAUCUUCAAGGACAUCUCCAGAUAUCGUCUGGCAGAGCAGAUCUUGCAAGCAUUGGAGCUGCCGCAAUCCAAUGGUCACGCCGCCCCACGCGCCAUUCUGCCCCCGCGGGCUUCGCCGCGGAAGCGCCGGACGCCGGAGGUGGAGAGUGACGGGCAGGAGCUUCGGAACAGGAUCUUUCAGGGCUUCCCAGAUUGGGAGCUGAGCCAAGAGCAGGUGCAUCUCAUCCGCCGCUCGGGCCUCGUUCCCGACACCUUGCUGUUGGAUUGGUGGGAGCAACACCGCAAAGGGGCGGCCGCCUCCCGCGGCUUCGCCGUGCACAUCGGCUCGGAGGAGGUGGCGACGUCGAUCCCAACAAGCUGGACGAGGCUCAACGAGAGCUCCGCAGAAAUGGACCUGAACUUUGGCACCCGCUGUCCUUUCAACAGUCGCAUCAAUCGGCCCUUCUUUUUCCACGUGCAAAAGACCAAUGGCAAGCUGAGCCUCUACUGCAACAUCUUGGUGGAAGCUCGUUCCCUUGAUCGGGAUCGUCAGAUGCUGUUGGGCCUUCAAGUCUUUCAGCAGCAUGGUGAUAGCCGCGCGCGCCUUGAGCACCGUUCAUGGAGGGAAGUGACCAGCACCCGGCGCCACGUGAAAUUUGGCGGCUUGGAGGUGGAGCAGAACACGGAGCUUUUCGUGGUAGCAACACUACCCGCAGGCGUUUUCUCCCUUGAGAUGUCGCCCCUUCCUGCGUUGUGA